Colletotrichum acutatum is the source of this 1785-nucleotide messenger RNA. Its product is annotated as pectin lyase. Lineage: Eukaryota; Fungi; Ascomycota; Sordariomycetes; Glomerellales; Glomerellaceae. Gene Ontology annotation, biological process: carbohydrate metabolic process. Gene Ontology annotation, molecular function: pectate lyase activity; cellulose binding. Gene Ontology annotation, cellular component: extracellular region. The record is from RefSeq and is a predicted model, not a curated record. The transcript has 3 exons. Bases 318 to 1688 code for a protein of 456 amino acids.
UAGAAAGACUCCUCCUCUUGGUGAGCCGACGAGCUUUGCCGUAUUCGCGUAUGAGAAAUGGCUAGCAUCGAUGCUUUAUCAGAGGCUGCCUCCUUCCGUAGGUUCGAUGAGGCUGGGUUUUUCUCAAUUCAUUCUCUCUUGCUAUUGGGUCACCCUCAAGUCUCUCUUUAACUUUCUUGUCUUGAAUUACCUCAUUCGAGUCUGUACAUUCGUUGAGUUCUGGAACUCACUAUUAUCCGCAUUCUUUUCUUCACAGUCUUUAUAAACCUUUUCCGCGUCUCGAAACCUCCGCGGAUUCCGCGUUUCUUCCGGACACAAUGAAGUCGGCUGCAACCAUCUUGGCGGUCUUGGCGGCCGUCGCCAAUUUGACUUCCGCUCAGACCGUGAGCGGGAAGGCGGAGGGCUUCGCAGCCGGAGUUACCGGCGGUGGAAGCCUUGCUGCCGUCACGCCCAAGGACAUUGACGAGCUGACAAAGUACCUCACCGACGACGAGCCCCGUGUCAUUGCUCUUUCUCAAGAAUAUGACUUUACCGAGUCCGAGGGCACGGAGACCGGCACGGCAUGCGCCAGCUGGGGCACCGGCGCCGCUUGCCAGAGAAUCAUCCAGGACGACUGCGGCAGCUCCACCAAGGAGACGGACACUUGGUACAAGGCCGCCCGUACGCCUAUCGACGUUGGGUCUAACAAGACUAUCAUCGGUGUCGGUAACAAGGGUGUCAUCAAGGGCAAGGGCUUGAGGAUGCAGGGCAGCAACGUCAUUAUCCAGAACAUUGAGAUUACCGACCUAAACCAUAAGUACGUCUGGGGCGGCGACGCUCUAUCUUUCGCCGGCGCGGACCUUGUCUGGGUCGACCACGUCACAACUACCCGUCCCGGUCGCCAGCAUUAUGUGUUCGGCUUCACUGCUAGCAAGCGCAUCACCCUGUCCAACAACUUCAUCAACGGAAACUCGACCUACUCCACUGGCUGCGAUGGAUACCACUACUGGACUUUCGAGAUGGUUGGUAAGGACGACCAGAUCACCAUGAAGAACAACUACGUGUACAUGACUGCCGGCCGUGGUCCCGCCCUGAGCGGUUCCACUCUGCUUCACGCCGUCAACAACGUCUGGGAGGACACCAAGGGACACGCCAUUGAGGGUGGCGAGGCCACCGCUCGUGGCAUAUUUGAGGGCAACGCCUUCAUCAACGUCAAGCAGCUCGUUUCCGACUACAAGGGCAAGCUCUUCACCGCUCCUGAUGCCACCACCGCCGCUGAGUGCAAGACUGCGCUGGGCAGAGCGUGCGAAGUCAAUGUCUUCGAAGACACUACCGACGCAUUCAAGUACACCGACACUUCCUUUUUCAGCGACUUUGAUAGUCUCACCAUUGCCAGCGCCGCAGCUGGUAGCGCGAUCAAGACCACUGUCCCAAGCAACGCCGGCAUGGGAAAGCUCAGCUCUUCCUCUUCUUCCUCCGAUGCUACAACUGAGACUGCCGCCGAGACUGCCGAUACCGUCGGGGCUACUCCCUCGGCCGCUCCCGUAGCAUCCACCUCUGCUGCGCCCAAGGCUUCCCAGGCUGCGACUUCUGGCUCCGUUGCCCUUUACGGCCAGUGCGGUGGCCAGGGCUACUCCGGUGCCACGACCUGCGCCUCUGGCAAGUGCCAGCUUGUCAACGACUGGUACUCUCAGUGCGUCUCAUAUUAAUAUCAUUUCGGAUUCAUCGGAUCCAUGCAUGUAUAUUUUUCCUCUGUAAAUACCAUUUUGGCCUGGGGCCAUGUAGAAAAUAUUAGCGUUUUGCAUC